AUGGCCGGCGCCAAAUUCGGAUACAACAAGCUCACCGGUGAAAAGCAAUCCCUCCGGUCAUGGAAGAGCCCGGAGGAUCCUUCUCCUGGGCUAUACUCCUUGGCGAUGGACCCACAGAUUUGGCAGUUUGCUGCCACGUGGAACGGGACAGACCGGUACUGGACCAGUGGGCCCGUCAACGGGAGUCUCUUCAAAUUCGUCCCGGAAAUGAGGCCCAAUCCCAUAUACAACUUCACCUUCGUCAACAAUGCCAACCAGACUUUCUUUGUCUAUGAAUUCUUCAACCCCGAUGCAGUCAUAUCAAGAUUUGUACUCGAUAUCUCGGGGCAACUCAGGCACUACACGUGGCUGGAUAGUAGCAAGGCGUGGAACAUCUUCUUCCUUAAGCCGGAGAAGAAGUGUGAUGUUCCCGCUUGUGGUAAUGCCACCGCCGGAACUGCUAAUUCCCAGGAGGACAGGUUUAGAAUGGUAACGAAUACGAGAUUACCUAGACAUCCUCGAAACGUGACAGUUGGGAGUACAACCGAAUGUGAAUCGGCAUGUCUAAGGAAUUGCACUUGUAAUGCCUAUGCUUAUGAUAAUACAAAUGGUGGUUGUUGGCACUGGGAUGGAGAGCUUCUCAAUCUGUCUAAAGACAACAGUAAUGGAAGCACGAUCUAUAUCAGACUUGCUGCAUCUGAAUUUGUUGUCCAGGUUACAAUUUAA
Molecule: messenger RNA, 705 nt
Organism: Ipomoea triloba (trilobed morning glory)
Lineage: Eukaryota; Viridiplantae; Streptophyta; Magnoliopsida; Solanales; Convolvulaceae
Product: G-type lectin S-receptor-like serine/threonine-protein kinase At2g19130
Exons: 2
Coding region: 1-705 (234 amino acids)
Biological process (GO): recognition of pollen
Source: RefSeq, a predicted model, not a curated record